Messenger RNA from Cucumis melo (muskmelon), 3225 nucleotides. RefSeq lists its product as uncharacterized. The transcript is spliced from 6 exons. Gene Ontology annotation, molecular function: zinc ion binding; nucleic acid binding. Bases 625 to 1932 code for a protein of 435 amino acids. Lineage: Eukaryota; Viridiplantae; Streptophyta; Magnoliopsida; Cucurbitales; Cucurbitaceae. The record is from RefSeq and is a predicted model, not a curated record.
GAAAUUAAGUGUAAAUAUAAAUAUAUAUAUUUAUAUAUUAAAUAGUUUUAUUAAAUUAAUUAAAGAAAAGAAAGAAAAGAAAGGACAAAAAGAAGAAAAGGAGAAGAAAAUUUCAUUUUCUCUUUUCUUCUUCUUCUUCUCUUCCCUUCACCGCCAAGAUUUUGAAGACAUCCAAGUUCCCUUUAUUUUUUUUUCCUUUUCCUUCUUCAAUUUGCAGAGAACUUUUAAGAGAGAGUUUGGAAGAAGAAGAGAAAUUUUACUAGAAUUUUUAGGUUGAAGAAGAGGAGGAGAACUCAAGCAAAGUGUAUCAAUGGCUGAAUUUUAGUUCAUUCUGCACAUCACUGGUUUUUAAUUCGGUUUGAACUCUUCAAAAGAAAUUAAGAGGGCAGUUGGUUUUCACUCGAAAUCAAGAGGUCUCUGGUUUUUCUUAUAUUUCAGAGUGUAUCGGUGGAGUUAGAAUCUCUAUUUGGAACAAAUUAAAGAGGUCGUGUGCGCGCGAUUCUGGAAGUGGUUCUGUUUUGAAGGUUAUAUGUGUUUAUGCACGGGGAAUCAGAUUUAUAUGUCUUCAGGCCGAGAAGAAUUAAACCGAGCUUAUAGACCAAGGAUCUAGCCCAAGACUGAGUCAUGCCACCACGUACUGGUAGACGACGCCGGCAGAAUCAGGACGGGAUGCAAGGUCCUACCCAAGGUCCAUCUGUAGGGGAAUCUAGUACCCUAGGAGUUCGAGGUGGUGCAGGAAACGAGCAGUUUGCGAGAACAACACAGGAAAUAGGAAGGACAGAUAGAGCAGAGCCUAGUGAUCCAGAAAAGGCAUACGGAAUUGAACGGCUGAAGAAGUUAGGGGCUACAGUGUUUGAAGGUUCCACAGAUCCAGCUGAUGCAGAGAACUGGUUGAAUAUGCUUGAAAAGUGUUUUGAUGUGAUGAAUUGUCCUGAGGAGCGAAAGGUUAGAUUGGCCACAUUUUUGUUGCAAAAAGAGGCUGAAGGAUGGUGGAAAUCUAUAUUAGCAAGACGCAGUGAUGCACGUGCUUUAGACUGGCAGACUUUUAGAGGCAUCUUCGAAGAUAAGUAUUAUCCCAGCACAUACUGCGAAGCCAAGAGGGAUGAAUUUCUGGGGUUGAAACAAGGAUCACUUUCAGUGGCUGAGUAUGAGAGGAAGUAUACCGAGCUUUCACGGUAUGCUGACGUUAUUAUAGCUUCUGAGAGUGACAGGUGCCGAAGGUUUGAAAGAGGAUUGCGUUUUGAAAUACGUACCCCAGUUACAGCCAUUGCUAAGUGGACGAAUUUCUCUCAGUUAGUGGAGACUGCCCUUCGUGUGGAGCAGAGUAUAACAGAAGAGAAAUCGGCAGUGGAGCUUAGUCGUGGGACUUCAACAGCUAGUGGAUUUAGAGGCCGUGAGCAGCGGAGGUUCACGCCUGGGAUAAAUAUUUCAAGCCGUCAAGAUUUUAAGAAUCGCUCUGGAGGCCAAGCAUCGAGGAACGUGAGUUAUGGUAGUGUUUUUCAGAGACAGAGCCAGAGAAUACCUAGUCAACCCAUCAGAUCAACAGUAAGAUCGCAACCAGGUCAGGAGUCCAUUGCUAGUACCGCCAGGCGAAUACCAUGCACGAGUUGUGGCAGGAACCAUCGGGGUCAGUGUUUGGUAGGUGCCGGUGUAUGUUACCAGUGCGGACAGCCAGGACAUUUCAAGAAAGAUUGUCCGCAGUUGAACAUGACAGUUCAGAGACAUCAGGGAGUUGGGUCCCAGACAGUUGAGCAAUCGAGAGUUUCAGUGGUUCCAACAGAGGGCACCAGUGGUGCAAGGCAAAAGGGAGUUGUUGGAAGACCGAGGCAACAGGGAAAAGUCUAUGCUAUGACUCAACAAGAAGUAGAGGAUGCACCAGACGUUAUUACUGGCCGAGAAGAAUUAAACCGAGCUUACAGACCAAGGAUCUAGCCCAAGACUGUGAGUGACAAAACCAACUUUGAAAUAUUUUCCAUAACUGUUAUUAUGAUUGAAUGCGAUAAAUGUUUAUUUACGAAGCCAUGAAAGGUAUUUGAAUUUCAUGACUAUUUUCAAGUAUACAUUUGAAGACUAGAUUUCUUAAAGAAAUUUAUGCUAGCACGUUGAUAUUAAAUGUUUGGAAAGUAUUUAAACCACAAUAUUUUAAGCAAAGCAUGAAUUAGUAUGAAGUUUUGUUUUAAGAACUGCAAUUUUCCACGAAAGAGCUGAGUAAAGUUCGAGCUUUGUGUAAAAUUUAUAAGCAGGCAUGUUUUAAUAUUUUAUGAUGAUUUAUGAAAUUUUCAUUAACUACAUGACUGAGAUCUUGAGCCUGAGGCUAGAGAUUACCGUGUGCACACUGGUUAGAUUUCGUUGUUGACGUUGAGUGUACUCCGUAACAACGAUGCUGUCGUGAGUGCUGGGCGGGCCCCACUACGACAAAGACGAUGGGAGUGCUGGGCGGGCCCCACUACAUCGUAGUGCUUGUAAACGUUGUUGUACUAGGUGUACCCUACACAACGUAGAUUCGUCAUGUUAGUUAAAAUGCUUCGAUAUACUUGAUAUGUCUUGCUAGAUUUCAAUGAUGAAUAUGCUGAGUAUUUAAGGAAGCUAUUCUUACUAUUACACAUUUACAUUUACGACUGGUAUAAACAAAUUUAUAUGUGUAAAGUUUUCACGUGCUGUUAUCUUUAAAUUCAUAGUUUUAAACUGAGUCACUCACUGAGCUUCAUAGCUCACCCUUUCCAAAAUGUUUUACCCAUUUUCCAGGUAGAGAUCGACUUCCCGGUGCCUGAUAGACUGCCUUAGUCUGCGGAAGCUUCAUUAUCGAUUGCCAGUACGUGUUUUGAGUUGGGCAUAAAGUCUGUUGUAUUUGUGAUGUAUUCACACCCUUGUAUGUUAUAGAUACUCCACAGUUUGUAUAAGCUUUAGGAGCUGUAGUUGUGUAAAUUUUGUUGGUUAUAUUUUGAUUAAGAUGUCUUUAGGUUUACUCGUGAAAUUGGUAAAUUUUGAGGUACACAUCAUGUAUGUGUUUGACUAGCUGUGUUUGACUAGCCUAGGAUCCGAUGUGUUUUGUGGCAUGUACAAUAGUUUAUAUACUAGAUUGGCAAGUUCAUCACAUGAAAGUUUUAAGCAGAGUCGACAGAUACAGGUACAGAAAAGCGUUGUUUGUCGGCUUCACGCCAUCUUUCGGUCUAAGGUAGCAGGUAGUCCGGGAGGGGGUGUGACAACUGAAAAUAUAAAUCGUAG